CAUCAAACAUAACCUGAAUCUACAAGUGAAUAAGAACAGUUUUUUUUUAAAUUAACAAAAAAUGAAAUUAGAUAAAAUUUGUCGCACCUGUUUGCUCGAAAAAGCCAGUCUUAAGCCGCUAUUUGGAGCUUGUGUGGCCAACAUGUUAAUGUCUUGUGCUUCAAUUCAGGUAAUUGAGGGCGACGGCCUCCCCUGUCAGAUUUGCACGCAAUGCUUGCAAAUGGUAAACAGAGCUUACAGUUUCAAACAACAGUGCGARAAAUCGGACGCUUCGUUGAGACAAUACAUAAACAGUGUCGGUUUGCAAACUGUUUCUUUACAAGCCCAGUCGAAUAUCAUGAUCAGUGAUAUGAAAGCUGAUCAGUUAUUUAGCAGUAGCGAGGUGUUACAGCAAUCUUCUAUUUUCCAAGACAUUUUUAACGAUGCUACUUCGCAUUCAUUGGUUGAUAAUUUCACGAGUCAGAACGCUAGUACUGUCGUAUCUGAUUUAGCUGAAACGAUGCAAAGUCUGCAAACUAUAGCAGAACAGUGUUUGCCAGAGACGUGGGAAACUGACACUCAAAUAAUGUCUUGCCAGAGUAACUCACAAGAAACGAACUGUAGCACUUUUGAUUUAUCCAAUUUGUAUAGGUGUCAAUUUUGUGAAGAYAUUUUUAAAGAUGAAUGGACUCUUGGAGAGCACAUCAAAAUCCACACAGGCCAGAAUAAAUAUUUCUGUUCCAUUUGUGGAAAAGGGUGCACGACACCUGCUUUCUUAGAAAAACACAUUAUGGAACAUUCACUCGAUAAAAAUAAUUCAGAAGAGAAAAAGUUAUGUAACAACAGUUUUAUGUGCAAUAUUUGCGAUAGGACAUUUAAUGACCAGAAAUUCCUAAAAAAACACUUGAAAGAAAUUCAUUUUACGACGAUUGAUGAUUUGAAUGAUGAGCGAAAGCACRUCUGCACAAUUUGUAACAAAAGUUACAAACAAAACAAACUACUUGUAAUGCACAUGAGAUCACACACKGGUGAAAGACCYCUAAAUUGUGAAGUUUGUGGGCGAACUUUCGCCCUACCAAGUUCCUUAUACAAACACCGAAAUAUUCAUUGCACAGAAAAGAAAUACGGUUGUAACAUUUGCGGGAAAAAAUUCAACCAAUCGUCGAACUUAACAGCGCAUUUGCGGACUCAUACCGGGGAAAAACCGUACAUUUGUAACCUGUGCGGGAAAGCUUGCGUCACUAGUGCCAACCGUGAUAUUCACAUGCGGACCCACACCGGGGAAAAACCCUACAAGUGUGCACGAUGCAACUGUUCUUUUGCAACGAGCACUCAGUUGAAAAAACACAACUUGAAACACACCGGGGAAAGACCGUACCAUUGUUGGCAGUGUGGCAAAUCCUUCAGACAGAAAGAAACUAGAGAUACACACGUGCGUUACCACACGGGGGAACGCCCCUAUGCUUGCACUYUUUGCCCCAARAAGUACAUCGCGGCGAGUCACUUGAGGGUUCAUAUGAAAAAUCACAACAAUGAGCGGAAGUAUCAUUGCCAUAUUUGCAUGAAAAAAUUUGUAGAAGCGCGGAUUUUAAAAAGCCAUAUUUUGACUCAUACUGGACAAAAACCGUACUCAUGUGAGUAUUGUGGUAAUAAGUUUUCGCAAUCGGGGUCAUUAAAUAAUCACAUCAAAAAUAGGCACAGAUAAUUUAUUUUGUGUAAGUGACAAUAAAAAWUAAGUUUAUUUA
Tribolium madens (black flour beetle) is the source of this 1724-nucleotide messenger RNA. Its product is annotated as zinc finger protein OZF-like. The transcript is spliced from 8 exons. The coding region runs from base 62 to 1684 and encodes 540 amino acids. The record is from RefSeq and is a predicted model, not a curated record. Lineage: Eukaryota; Metazoa; Arthropoda; Insecta; Coleoptera; Tenebrionidae. Gene Ontology annotation, biological process: regulation of transcription by RNA polymerase II. Gene Ontology annotation, cellular component: nucleus. Gene Ontology annotation, molecular function: zinc ion binding; DNA-binding transcription factor activity, RNA polymerase II-specific; RNA polymerase II transcription regulatory region sequence-specific DNA binding.